UCCAAAUCCGGAAACAAUUUUUUUUCUAUAACAAAUGGGUUGCAUCAGCUCCAAGAAUGUCUCAUGUUUAACGGACCAGGGUGAGUCACCGGUCCCCGAACCUGGCUUGAUUUCCACGAGCCAGCAACAUCGAGUUCUUAUUGAUCAUUCUUUGGAGGCGAGUCACAAUUGCAAGCGUUCAAGAAAAUCAAGGAGAUUGGGCGGUUCUGAUUUGAGGAUUGGUGUGAGCCUUGGAUUGUCUCAUAGGAAUUUAGAGGCUGAGCAAGCGGCUGCUGGUUGGCCGGCUUGGCUUUGUUCCGCUGCGUCUGAGGCUGUCCAUGGUUGGGUUCCUUUAAAGGCAGAGGCGUUUCAGAAGUUGGAGAAGAUUGGACAAGGAACAUAUAGUAGCGUGUUUCGAGCACGGGAAGUAGAAACGGGAAAAAUGGUGGCAUUGAAGAAGCGUGGCACUGCUUCAUCUGCACUUAACUCCGAGUAUUUCUUGACGAGGCCUUAUGCGUGUGAUCCUUCUUCACUGCCUAAAUAUCCUCCAAACAAAGAAAUGGAUGCUAAAUAUCGUGACGAUAUGCGCAGGAAAAGAGCAAACCUCAAGUUGCGAGAUUCAGGAGUUGGCAGGAAACACAAGAGACCACAUAGAGCAGAAUACGAUCCAAAGAAUUACGCUAAGUUACCAAUAAGACAGGACACGCUUGAGGUUAAGAACAAACCAAAUGAGGCAUCUCGAGCCACUACAACAACACAUGGAAACUACUACAAAGUAUCUGACCUCCCAAUGACCACGGGACCAGCCAGCGGUUUUGCGUGGGCGGUGAAAAGACGAAAAGAUCCUGAUAAUAUCUCCACUCUUACCUACUAUCAACCCAGCUCAAAGAGUCAAUUGAGUGGAACAAGUGUUGCAUUUGCAAAGAACACUUUCGGUUUGAACUUGAAACCAGAUGAUGACUCAGUUUGGGAGGUUCAGGGAGACAACUAUGAUGAUGAUAUCGAAGAGGUUCCUAGUGAGAGUAAGCUUAGCCGUAUUGGGGAACGGCACGGAUCACUUGAUGGUUCUGGUUUGGAUUUUGGCCAAAGAGAGGAGGAUUCUCCAAAGAAAAAUUUAGAGCAUCUACAAUUUGGAAAACAGAGCAUAUCAGGACCGUUGAUUUUUAAAUCAGGAAAGAUUGAUGAGAUUUUGCAAAGGAAUGAAAGUAAUAUCCGGCAAGCUGUCAGAAAAUCCCAUUUUCAGAGGGAACAAGAUGACAGAUAAACCGGGAAGGCAAACUACCGAGAAAGACAAAAGUCC
Messenger RNA from Arabidopsis arenosa, 1279 nucleotides. The record is from the annotation of a GenBank genome assembly. NCBI's taxonomy places the organism in Eukaryota, Viridiplantae, Streptophyta, Magnoliopsida, Brassicales, Brassicaceae.